Messenger RNA from Plasmodium cynomolgi strain B, 15455 nucleotides. RefSeq lists its product as hypothetical. Gene Ontology annotation, biological process: protein ubiquitination; mRNA processing. Gene Ontology annotation, molecular function: ubiquitin protein ligase activity. NCBI's taxonomy places the organism in Eukaryota, Apicomplexa, Aconoidasida, Haemosporida, Plasmodiidae. The transcript has 5 exons. Bases 8775 to 15455 code for a protein of 2226 amino acids. The record is from RefSeq and is a predicted model, not a curated record.
AUGAAAUAUGAAAAAAAGGGUCACGUUUUGAACCUCUCCUUUUUUACCAUAUGGCUGGUAAUUUUCUUAAAAAAUAUAAAUGCUAGUAUACGCAUAUCAGAUUUUACUUACCCGAGUGAGAAGGGCGUCCUUAAUGCAGAACAGUUUGAAACUGAGUAUAUAUCCAUUUUGAAGUUGGAAAAUGAUGGCAAAAUAACGCCCAAGUUUGAAAUUAGUGAUCGUUAUCUAAUUUCUGAGGACAAGACAACCCAAAAUUGUUAUACACCCAAUGAUGAUCAUGGAAAAGUGCUCAUAAAAAAAAAUGACAAAAACAAGUUUUUAUUUGUGCAAAAGCAGAAUGAAAAAAUCUUCAUUAAGGAUCGAAAUCAUAACUCACUUGUGUCCUCUCUUGAGAAAAACGAUCGACCAUAUCAAAUAGUUCAAGAGAACUAUGAACAGAUAAAUGUGGGAGAGCUAGCCAAUUGCGAUGAUAAUAACAUCAAAAAUUUUGUAGAUUAUUUUAACCUCUUAGACGCCUUUUUCAUUUCGGAAAAUGAAAAAUGUGAAACUGUUUUAAAAACGCCAUUAACGAAAAGUGUGCAAGUAAUAAAAUGCGUAGGCUACAUUGGGCAUAUAACCAACUUUCCUGAGUUAAAGCAUAACACCUAUUAUAUCUGCUUCAAAACGAAUGAUUUAACUUUACUAAUUAGUACCUUUAUGGCGGAUAAGACAAUUGCUAAUAAUACAUUUUACUGCACUUUAGAUAAUCCACUCUGCUCCAUAACAAUUAGUGUCAGCCUUUUUAAUAAUGUACCAUAUAUAAUGGAUAAUACGUUGGUACUUAAACCAGACUGCGCAGUUAUAAGCAACCCUAUCUACAAAGAUUAUCAUAUCCUUAGUGAGGAUAAUUAUAUCUUCUUUUUUAAAAAUGAUGAAAAGGCAUACUACCGCGAUAUAUGCAUACUGAAGGAUAUGAAAUAUGAAAAAGUGGGUAACCUAUUUUUUAUAGAAACAUAUACACCCCUUAUAUGUUUUAUAGGCUCAGAAUGCGUUAUAAAAACAUACACCGCUAAGGAAAAAAUUCAAUACAUUAUGAAUAAUGUAGAAAGCACCACUUUUUCAUGGUCCCGAACCAUCUGCAAUAAUAGGACUGUGGAAAAGAGUGAUAUAACCACCUACCUAAAAGAAGAAAACGGAUAUUUAUACAUAAUUAGUGAAAAACUUCUAAUGCAAGAAAAUACUUUGUGUACAAAGAAGAAUACCAAAUUACGUCGCCUACUAUCCAUAGAGUUGGUGGAAAAUCCUCAAUACAACAUAUACUAUUCUCUCAUUAACUCUGUAAUUAAGAACAACCCUUGGCCAAACAUUAAAUAUCAUAACUACUCAGGGCCAUACGUUAAAUACGAAUGCUCUCACGAAGAGAUAGUCAUAAAUGAAUAUGAAAUUUGGAAAAGUAAUUAUGAUAAUGAGUUUAUACAUAAAAAUCAGGAAUUAAAUUUUAACAUCGAUUUUAAUGCCAUUACUAUGAGGCUAUGCGUGAAGCAAAUUAAUUAUAUUGACAUCGGUUCUGUCAGAAUUGAGCAGUUAUUUGGCUUUAAGGUCAAUAACCUAGAUCCUUUAGAAGUUAGCGCCAUUGUAUCAUUAUAUAAUGAAGACAUAAACACCAGGAUUCUAAAAUUCGCCAUAAAAGAGGAUGAAGACUGUAAUUCGAGUAAGGGCUUUUUUAUACAUUCCAAGGGUAAUUAUCCUAAGGAAAUCUUUCACAAUAAUAUUAUUGUAGACGCAAGAGCAGAGUAUGAAGUGAAAGAGGAGAUCAUUUUAGAUAAACCCAGGUACUACGUAUGCAUGUGUUCGCUUGCAGAAACAUGUAACGAAUGGAACGGCUUAAGUAUCUACGAUUUGUAUACAAACAUUUAUAUAAACAAUGAAAUAAUACCGCCAGAAAAAAAAAAAUAUGUCUGUAAGCUGUUUUCCCCUUGUAACUUUACUGUGAAAUUCGAGUCGGACAACAUAUCAAGCCAGUGGGCAGCAAAAGUUGGAACUUCAUGUAGAACGUAUGUAUUCGCAGAUAUAGAAAUUAAGUCGCGAAAAAAUGAUAAGUUAAGUAACGACGCUUCGAACAUAAUCGCUAUUGACUUUAGUAUAUUCUACAAUGUGAGUCAGAUGAACAGUAAAAUACUAAAUGAAGACUUGGUUAUCUGUGGAAAUUACAAAGAUCAGAAAUUUAACUUUUUCAUAGAAGCGGAUUUUUUCAUUACCUAUAUCAGUAGUCCGUACCAAAAAUUCGAAAUAAAAAAUGUCGAAUAUGAAAACCUGUGCAAGGACAAAAAAACUCUCAACAUAUAUUCCUACCAAAAUGGGGAGACAAAUCUGUAUAAAAAAAUUGACAUUGACAUAAACAACAAUUCCAGUAAACUUGAAUUAAAUAUAGAAUAUGACCAUUUAAAAUAUUAUAAAAUAUUUUUUAUAAAAGAAUGUCAUUAUUGUAAGGAGGUUCUCACAUACACACACUACGGAAGUAUCUACAUUUGGCACAACCCCCUUAGGAACACAGGGAAAUACUGGAAACCAAAAAUAGCUAAGAAAUAUGUUACCAACAAGGAUCCUAAGAAAUCUAUAAAUCUGUAUAACUGCGCAUAUGAAAGAAUGCAGAAUCACACACUUACCAGUUUACUCCUUUUUGACGGACCUCAUGAAGAAAUUAAUUUUUACUGCUAUAGAGGCACUAACUGUAGACACAAUGCAAAAUUCACUUUGCUAUGGUAUCACUACACUAUAUAUGUUGAAAUUACAGAAACAGAAAGAAUCAUGAUAUCCUAUAGAGAAAUUAAAGCAAGAAUAAGCACUGCAUCAGAUAUACUAUCGGGAAUAAGGAACUCAGAACUUUGCCUUAGAAUCUCAAAGCAUAUCAUAGAUAAAAUUAAUCCAGGAUCUUAUAAAAUAAUUUACUCCAGAAAGAUUGACGAAUCCUUUAAAGAAAAUUAUAUUGGUACACUUCAUUACGUAGGUGCAUCGCGACAACUUUUUCAAAUUACCGCUACGAACGAAACAGAAAUUACGCUUGAUGGUUAUUUUAAGAAUAUUAACCAUGAACAAAUUACAGUAAUUAAAUAUGCAACCUGUGACUUUUACACUUUCCUGCGAGAUAAUUAUGGGAGAUUAAGGAACUUGAAAAAAAUAUAUGAUAGUAUCCAAGAUGAAAUUUUUAAUAAUAUUCAGGAUUGUACAGUAUCUAGUGAACAUAAAUUGACAUGCAAAAACAUGAAACCGAUAAAUAAAAAAUAUGCCUUAUGUUGGUGUUACGGAAAUAGAGAAAAUUACUGUAAUCGUCUAGAAAAUAUGCAGUUCUUGAUAACAGAAGUUGUUUCUUUGGACCAUUCCAUUAAUCCAAUAGUGCAAAUAAGCAAGCCACCAAGUGCUGUCUUUAUGAAUUAUAACACUGAGGGGUAUUUUUUUUUAGUAGAAGAUGAUUGCCGGGACAUCAAACAUUUUCAUUUAAAAUCACAGUUAAAUAAAGAAGAACACAUUUUGAAUCUCUACAAAGAAUUGGAAUCCCCCAAAAAAUAUAACCUGUGCGUAUGCAAAGUAACAAAGGAGGUUGCCUGUAACAGUAAAAACCACUUUAAGCCUCUGGAAUUGAAAUUAGAUCACACACUAUAUGACAAAGAAAAAUUAAAACGCGAUUUGCAACAUUUUAAUACCAGAUUCACGGCAGUAAAAGAUUUUACUUUCAGCUCAGAGUUUAAGGAAUUACUACAUAAAGAUAUAAUACAGGCUAUGGUUUUCCUUCCAGGCUUCACGGCAUACAAAGAAUACGUUUGUCUUUCAGGAGUGCCAUGUAAUGCGCCUAUAAAAAUGCAAACUGUGUUCAAUUCUCAAAUAAAGCAUUUUUUACAUAUAAUGGAAUUGAAAAAAAUAAAAGAAAUUCCUAAAAAAGAAAGCACUGCCGAGAAAAAAGAAGAAGAAAAAAAAGAAGAAAAAAAAGAAGAAAAAAAAGAAGAAAAAAAAGAAGAAGAAGAAGAAGAAGAAAAAGACGAAGAAGAAGAAGAAGAAGAAGAAAAAGACGAAGAAAAAGAAGAAAAAGAAGAAAAAGAAGAAGAAAAAGAAGAAAAAGAAGAAGAAAAAGAAGAAGAAAAAGAAGAAAAAGAAGAAGAAAAAGAAGAAAAAGAAGAAGAAAAAGAAGAAAAGAAGAAGAAAAAGAAGAAAAAGAAAGAAAAAGAAGAAAAAAGAAAAGAAGAAAAAAAAAAAAAGAAGAAGAGGAAGAAGAUGAAGAAGAUGAAGAAGAAGAAGAAAAAAAGAGAAAAAAAAAAAAAGAAGAAGAGGAAGAAGAUGAAGAAGAUGAAGAAGAGGAUCCUCUAAUGUACUCCUCAUAUUUGAGAGCUCACAUUGACGCCACAGAAACAAAAGUAGACACAAUUUAUUUCACAUUAAAUGACACAAAGGAGUGUAAAAAUGAGUAUAACCAAAUUUAUAAAAAAGCAAAGGGAAAAAUUAUUCGCACUCAAGAAAUCGAUUUAACAUUACAGCAAAUUUUAGAUGUUUCGUUCGAUUUGAACAUAGAUUUUGUACCUCCAGAAGUGAACAAACCGUAUGAAAUAUGUGCAUUCCUGAGGCCCACUGACAAGUAUUACUAUAACAUUGGAAAUGUUACCUUCUACGGACUGUUUAAUGAAAGUAAAGCUGUCGAAAUCGUUUCUGGUGUUCCAUUCAAUUUGGAAUUGAAACAGUUUAACUCAAAAUAUAAUGUACGAAUCCGUUUCGUUUAUGAACAUUAUGGAGAUUCAGAUGUAUGCAAAAAUAACUAUGGGAACAGUGAAAAAAUUUUUUAUUCCGACUCAGUUCAACAACUAUUAACUCCUGAUGGAAAUGAAGAAAUAGGAGAUAAGGUUACGGUCCACGAGUGGAAAAAUUUGUUAACAAUUUUAGAUGCCGACAACUAUAGCAUCAUGACUGCACAUAGAAACGAUGAUGGAUCCCACAAUUUACACGUGUGCUCUUGUUACGAACUAGUAGAAGGACACUGCGAUAAUGAUUAUUACUAUUUUGCAAAUUCUAUGAAAAUUAAAGUGCACACAGCUGUGUUGGUAGAGCCCCAAAUGAAUUCCAUCAUACAUUUUAUGAAACCGUUUACCCUUAGAUUAAAAACAUCCAAAGUGCUAAAUGGAUCAAUCCGAAUUUUCCCAAUUGAUAUAAUGACAGAUUUGAGUAAAUUAUGUCUAGAAAUAAAUCAGAGGGAUUCUUUUUUAACAUUUCCUGCAAAGGUAGAAGAAUAUGAACAAACAUAUAAUGUACUUAUUAAUUUUCCCUCUCAAGGAAUUGUCGCAUGUUGGUGCUCAAAGGAAAAAUGUGAAGAUGCUGACUAUUUAAACAAGGUUGCAUUCUUUAAAUUGUCGAGUCCGAGCCUUUUAGAAGUUCACACAGAUAUGGAUGGGUACUUUUCCUUUUCUUUCUUAAAUGAGUGGGUCCACAUAAAUGACAGAAUUUGGUUCGUUGCGGAAAAUUUACCAUGCACGGACGACACAAGUGCAAGCUUAUUUGAUGACACAAUCUACUUAAAUAACAAGAAAUACCACAUCGAAUGGGAACAGAGUAUAGAGAUCUAUGGAAAACCAAGAAAAAUCGUGAAAGAAAUAAAUGAUAACUUCACAUGGAUUUCUAAAAUUUACAAAAUAACCAAUGUUCUAGAGAAGUACAUAAAAAUAUGCUACUGCUUUUAUUAUUAUAGCGAAAAUUGCAAAGACCGGAAAAAUUACACACAUAUCGGCUUUGUUCAUAACCAUACGUUAAGAAAAGUAGUUGCAGAUAAGAAUGAUCAAAUUGAUCAGACAAUUAAUAUGUAUGAACUGAAUGAAAAUUCCAUCAAAUUCGUCCCCAUGAAUUCCUACAACGCUAGUAAUAGAGAUAUUUGCAAUACUAGGAGAAACCAAACUAACAGCAUUAUCCCUAUUUUCAAAAAUACCGCCUUCAACUACGUUAAUUUCAAACUCAGAAUAUUGAACAUUUUUAAAAAGCACUACAAAAAUGAAAUGAACUUCGUUGUAUGCUACAGUUCCUACUAUUACGGGUAUAAGAACACCUACCUGUUAAGAAAAGUAGAAUAUAGUGAACUGUCCCGAGCGUCCAAUCCUACCACUCAUAACUAUAUGCUUGUACAAGCAGGAAUUACAUCCGAGUUGGGCCAGAAUCUGAUAACGAGAAGAGCAAAUAGGGAAAAAAUAGAGAACCUACUCAAAUCAUACUCAAAAAUCAAACCGAGGAGGACCUUUUUUUACAACUAUUUUAUGGAAGAAGCGCUCUUUAGCCACAGGGAUGCGUUAUCCUCAGGAUUUAGUAGUGAUGUCAUGGGCUACAAUACAGACGACGAAAACGGUGGAAAGCAGGACGAGGACUACGAUGAUGAUAACGAAGAAUACGACCAGUUUAAAGGGUAUGCAGAGGACCAGCAUAUGGAUGGGGGAGAGAACGAGGACCAAAAUAACAACAACAAUGGGGGGAAAGGGGGAAAGCACAUUUUUAUCUAUAUAACUAGAGCGAUAAGGAAAAAAAUAAAAAUUGCUUUAUCCAAGUUUUAUGAAGGCACAAAGGUGGACUCUAAAGAAAUUAUGUACUACAGACGAAAAGGUGGGGCAACAGUUAACUACAUUCUAGAUAACAUGGUUUUAAAAACUAAUUUAUCAAUCAUUCUAUGUUGUUAUGAAGGAGAUUAUCUGGAAUCACAGCCUAUCGUGCAAGAAAAUUACAAUGAUAUCAACAAAUCUCCUAAGGUGUAUUUACUAUAUAAGGCAUUAAAAGUAAAUUUUGGUAACAUAGACGAAAACAUUAAAGGGAAUAAUACAAACCUGAAACAACUGCAUAAUACGUACGAUGGAUAUCAGAACUACAAUUAUUUAAGGAUAGAAAAUUUGAACGAAAAGGGAUUCUAUAAGAAUCAAACCCUAGCGCAGUUAAAAGACACCACAUUUGAGUUAAAGAUACAUGGAAAAAACAUCCCCCCUCACGAAUACACACUAUAUAUUGUCGAAUUUGACAACAACUGUUACAGACUAGAUAAAAAUGGCUACCAUGUAGAAAAUAAAGAGUACACUAUACAUAGCAAUUAUAUCAUUUUUAAAAAUGUCAUUAUGAACAAAAGGAAUACUUACAAACUGUGCAUACUGGAUAAGACACAAGACACGUACAACGAUGUAGGAAUUUUAAACAUUAACAAUUAUUAUGUAAAACUUGAAUCAUUCUUUGAUGAAAAUUUCAUUUCUUCUAAUCUUAAAAAAAUGAAUAUUAUACUAAACGUUUGUGUGAAUAACAAAUCUUAUGAUGCCUAUGUUAUAAAAAGAAAGGGGAGUUUUAAAAUCACCCUUGAUAUGCAAAAAUUAGCAUUUUCCGAAAAAAGUCAACAGCUGGAGGAAUUUUUCCCAGAAAUACAAAACCAUCAGUUAAUAUCUUGCAAGAGUAAGGAACACGGAACUAUCAUUUUGACAAAGACGCAUCUAUUCUUCUACGCACUUGUUACAAAGCUUUCCUUCUCCACCAACCACAAUUUGCCAUUCCCAGUUGACGUAGAUUUUGAUGAACACUACAUCUAUGUAACCGACUUAAAUCUGAGAAGAAUUGCGCGCUUUCAAAUUAUUUCUGAGGGGAAUGCUAUUAAUAUUAUCAACAAAGGGAAACGGAAAAGAAGCAUUCAAGGCAGAGAUUUAAUAGACUACAAAAGAAACGCCCUCAUGGGUGAACAAGGAACGACCAGUAAAAAGAUCACACUUUAUUACCCAAAGGAGGGUCGUAAUUUCUACACCACAGAUUUGGUGCGUUCUUCCCUCCAUGGUGCUGUUUACCCUGAUGAUGCGAAAAAUUUCAAAACAACAUUAUUAACGAAUAAAGAGGCACCUAAAAAUGAUGCCACGGUGCUAACAAAAAGGAGUAAACGGAGCGGAGAUUCCUAUACCGAGAAAGCUUAUCAAAAUUUAUUACGUUUUCCUACCUUAAGAAGGGAUAUGCGGAGCGAAAAAGAAAAAAAUGCUCGCCUCCGAAGGACGGAAGAAGGCGCUCUCCACAAUAACCCACGUGGAGAACAGAUAAAAUUAGAUGCCAAUCCCAUUGUCGAUGCUGAGAAAAAAUCCCCCCAAUCGGUAGCAAAUAAAGAAAAAAACACACUCGUCAAAAAUGUAAGGGAGUUAUACAGCUAUCUUCAAUCAAAGGUAAACAACAAUGGAUUGACCAACUACUUCUAUGGACUACUGGGCCCAGAAAAAAUAUCAAAGAAGAGAAACUUCAUGUACAACUUUCUCGAUUUUUUCAAAAAUGGGAAGAAAAAAAAUCGGUCUAGAGAAAUUAAAAACGAAGUGCACAGUCAAAUAGUACCUUCCAACAUGCCUGCAAGAGCAAAGAAACAGGUCAGCCGACCAGUUGCACGCAGCACAACCUCUGCUAGACCGCGCAACACCCCGUCUAAACCACGCAGCACUGUUGCUAGAAAAAAAAGAGAUGCUACUGAAUCUGUAGACCAUUCAGUUUACGACGAGGAGAUCGAAAAGAAUAUUAAAAAGCUAAUCAACAUGGUGCAAACUAACAAUUAUUUAGCAAACAAAAUGGAUCACCUGGACCUGAAAGGAUAUCAAAAUCCGUUAUUCAUUAGCAUACAAGAUGAUAUACUCUACAUAUUGGAUUCAACAAAAAAUAAUUUUUUUAGCUACAAUUUGAAAAAUAAAAAAAUCAUAGAACUGGAACAAUAUAGCGCUGCAGAGCAUAAGUUCUUUUUAAAGAAUCCAAAAUUUUUCCAUAUAUCGUGGGGAGCAAACUGAAUGAAUUGUAAAUGUAGUGAAGGAUAUUACGAACUUAAUGGAAAAUGUGUUUUAUGUCUCAAAAAUUACUACUGUCCUGGAAACAAUCAACUGAUAUCAUGUCACAAAAACAAAAUGUCCCCAGAAGGAGUCACAUCUGCAGAUCAGUGUGUAUGUAAAGAAAAUUUUAUUUACAAUGAGAAUAAUCAAUCGUGCACUUACUGCACUUCUGUUGGCAAGGUAAAAGGCGAAGUUAUCUACUGCUCCCUGUGCGAUCCCAAAUAUUUGGACACGAACAUUUUUGCAAUCCCGAAUAACCACAACUACGGUUUGGUGGACAAAAUAUACAAUUAUGAUGAGGAUCUGCUCCUACAAGAUAAAACACUGCAGUAUGCCUAUUUUGAUAACAAUGGCCGUAAAAAUGGCCGCGAAAAUGACCGCGAAAAUGACCACGCCAACUUUGGAACUCUUAACAUUAACAGAGAACUCGUUUUAGGGAACAAUAAGGACGAACCAAACAGGGAAACGUUUGCAAUAGAGGUAGACAUGCCCAAACCAACCAAGUGCGUAUUCUGCGAAAGUGGGUACUUUAUGGAUAUCAAAAAGGAAAGGUGUCUACCGUGUAGUAACAAAUACUGCGAAGGGUUCGCCGAAAAUCAAAAAGGAUGCCCCAUCAACUCCAUUGUGAACGGGAUAAUGGCCUCCUCCAUUUUUGAUUGCAAAUGCAAAAUUGGAUAUGGUUCCAUGAAUGAAAGGAGAAGCGCACUUAACAACAAACUCAGUUGUAAAUUAUGUCCAAAGAAUUUCUUUAACCAUAACUUGUCAGAGCAGUUCUGUCUUCCCUGCCCACAGCACACCUACACAGUAUCAGAGGGAUCCACGUCUAUCCUGAACUGCCUCCCUGUGGAGGGCUACUUCCUUCUCAUGUUCAAGAGCAUAGGCAUAGAAUACAUGAGGUAUAAAUUUGACAUCAACUCGGAAAACAGAAUUUACAGCUAUUUCCAGGAUAGCGUGAAAAGCUUCGACGACGACGUGUAUAAGUUGUUUUUGGACCACAAAUUUGAGCAGCUUUUCAAUGAUGAGGAUAACAACCCAGACAAGAGGGGGAAUCAAAAUAACGAAGCGGCGUUGCCUCCAGAGGGGCAGCAAAAUAACGAAGCGGCGUUGCCUCCAGAGGGGAAGCAAAAUAACGAAGCAGUGUUGCCUCCAGAGGGACAAAACAACGCGCAAAACGCGCAAAACGCGCAAGAUAACAAGUACAACCUGAAACACUUGAAAAAUCUGGGGUUCCUAAAACGGACGUCCCUUUUUUACAUAUACACCGUACUGCUAAAAAAUAUUGAGGAAAUCUACGACUGGAAAUCUGAUAAGAUGCUGAAGGUCACGUGCCACGUGAACCUGAACCUCAAGAGCAACCCCAACUUUACUGUCUCGUAUAAACCCAAUUUACAGUCCUGCAUAGACAGCUGCAAAACGAAUAUCUACUGCACAGGAGUGGAAUUUUCAAGGAAAAAAGUAGAAUACACACAAGUAUUUUUAAAAAAUAAUCAAAAAAUAAUUGUUGGAUAUUUUAAAUGUAAGCAUUAUUCUUUCGAAAGUAUAUAUGAUUAUACUUCCUCCGAUGUGAGCAAUUUUUUAGACGAGAAUAUCGAAAAUACAGUCGUGUCCAGAACUCCUUUAGCUUAUACAAACUUUAUAUUAAGAAAUAAAAAAAACACCAUUUUUACCUGCUCUAUCGAUAGAGAUAGAAAAUUUUUACUGUAUAAGCAAUAUCAAGUGGCUGGAUGCUUUAUGGGAAAAUUCUGUCCAGGGAAUCACACCCCUUAUUUGAUAUCCUGUCCAGAUAACUCAAAAACGGUAGUUACUCUGGCAAGAAAUGUGGAUAAAUGCCUAUGCCUGAAAGGCUAUUCCUAUGUCGGAAUUGCGACGCUUAGAUGUGCGGUAUGCGAUAGAGGGACGUACAAAAAUUACAUAGGAAACUUUAAGUGCGAAAAUUGCCCCCUAACCUUUUCAACAGUAAAUAUAGGAUCUACCAGUAUUCACGAUUGUUCUUGUACUCCAGGAAAUUACCUCACCUUUGACACGUUGCAAAAUUUUAUCAAUUCGGAAAAAAUUAACUACAAAAAUAUUAUUGAUCAAUAUUUUAUUGUCUCAAAAAAGAAACAAACUGAUGUAUAUUACAGGACAGAAAUAGUGAAAAUCAGCUUGAAUAACCUAAACAGGAUAGAAGUUAAUGAAGGGACCAAUCAAACGUUAAAGCGUGAGAUAGCUGUAUGUAAGCCAUGCUCUCUCGAUAAUCACUACUGCGAAGGAGGAUUCGAAUCGGACAUCACAUUCAACAACAAACGUUUCCAAGGCCAAUUUCACACAUUGCCAAAAAAAUGCCCCAAAGAUUUAGUCAUUCCAAAAGGAAUAAUGCAGAGAAGCUCAAUAAAUAACUGCAUAUGUAUUCAUGGAAAAUUUUUAAGAACAUCAAAAGAUAAAAAAGUAGAAUGCAUCCCAUGUCCUCCAAAUACAUUCAAGGAAAACGAAUAUGAUAACAGCUGCUCUGGGGUCUGUCCACACUUCUCCACAACCUUUAUAGGUUCGUCCUACGAAAACCAAUGUUUCUGUAAAAACAAUUAUUACUUGGUCACCACAGAAGAUGACAACGACGAUGAGAAUAAUACUACCCCCACAGAAAGUAGCAGACUCGCCAAAAGUGGGAAACGCACCAAAAGUUGCAAACCAUGCCCCAAAGGUGCCGUAUGUAACAGAGGUUUCAAUAUUGACCUCUUUCUCCAUCUGCUAAAAGACAGGGAAUAUAACAAUAUAAACAUUUUGGACCAUGAAAAUCCAUAUCCACUAUACGGACAUUAUGCAGUCUAUAAAGAAAAGCACCCAAUCAGUGAUUGGAACCCCCUAGAGGAUAAUGACGAGUUAAAAUAUUCCUACCCUUAUUACAACUUACUCUUGUUUAUUCAAAAAAAUGUGGAAAGCAGGAAUUACUUCUUUUUCAAAAAAAGCCAAGAUCUGUAUCUAAAUAUGGAAUUCAUAGAAUCCUUAAAAAAAAAGAAGGAGAAUAAGAAGGCAACAAAUGCAGUCAAAGAGGGAGAACCACAUAAUUUUCUAUUCCACCAAGCAAAUGCGAUCUCGUUUUUGAACUACGAGCAGAAGGAUAGAAAAACUAUAAAAAAUUCAAACGAGGUGAUCCCAAACAAUCAUACAAAUGCCAUUUUUACUUAUUUAAAAAAAAUUGUGCCGACUACCCUACUAGCUAAACUUGAGCCAAGACCAAACCCUCCCCUUCUACAAAGUAACGAAAUGAACUACUCCUUCGAAGAAAUGUUCAAUAAAUACAUAGAAGAGGCAAACGAAUUGAGAAAAAAAAACAACAAAUUUGAAAGAUUGCCAGAUAUUCAUGUUUGUACUAUACCUGAUAGGUGUCUAGGAACAAUAACCAACAUGUGCCAGGAAGGGUCCACAGGAUACCAAUGCAAUAAUUGUCAAAAGGGCUACGACAUGAGUCAUUUCAAGUCCAAGUGUCACAGAUGUAAAAAUUUUUUCAACGAAAUAUUACUUAUGAUAUUUUUAAAAAUGAUUUAUUAUGUAAUCAUUAUUCUUAUCGUUUCACUCAACUAUAAUAGUUGUUUCAACAAAUUGUACAUAAGUGGUAUUCUGAUGAAAAUUUGGUUUAAUUGCUCCUUUACCCUUGUGGCAUAUGGAUUUUUUUCACCCUCACCCAAUUUAUUUAUUACCAAAUAUUGGCACAUUUACAAAAGCGUGUUCCUCUCCCAUUUGAAAAUGUUUUCGUAUUACUUGAGGGUUGGCUGUUUUGUCCACUCGUACAAUACAGAUGUGCACUACAACGAAAUAUGGUAUAUACAAAAGUAUGUGAAUAUCUUUACGCCCCUCUUCGAUGCCGUUUCUAUAACGCUCAUCAUGUUUGUUAUCCUUCACGUAUACAAAUUCAUCUGCAAAAAGAAGAUACAAAAAUUUGAGUACAUCUUGUCAACAAUUCCGGAGCUGAAGGUGAAAUACAACUUGGACUGUCUAACGAAUGACCCGGACGAAAAAGCAUUUCCUAAAAAGGGAAAGAAAUCGAAAAUUUACGUGUCUAACAAAACGAAGGAGGACGACCAAGAUUCAUGCAACCAUUCGACGGUAACGCACGACUUGGAAAAAAAUGGCGUAAGUGACAAGGAAAACGUGGGGGAACCAAUUAACAAAUCUACCCUGAUUGAUAAAAACGCUCCAAAUGCUCCUAAUCUGACGAACAAAAAACAUGUCCAAGAGUUUUGUGAAGACGAUGUCCUGCAUAAUGCAGAUGGAGACAAUCAAAAUGGGGAAUGCACAAUGUACGAAUUAAAAUACCUAAAAAGUGACGACAAAAUGUACGACAUUUUCCUAAACGAAACGGUUGAGUAUAUUUAUAAUAAGAAGAUUUUCGGGCCUUGGCGAUUUAUGCAUAAAAGAAAUGAAAAGUUAGGAAGGAGACUCCUCACAUUUUUACAUGACACCUUCCCCUGUUACAUUUUGCUGAUCGCCCUGUCAUCACCCUACGUACUUAUGGAAGUGAUUCAACUCGCAUUCUGCAAACCGAUAAAAUAUAAGUCCCAAGAAUCAGAACUGUACCUAUCCUAUUUAACCACGCAAAAGUGCACCCUUUCUGAUAAUUCCUUCUUUACAGGAAUUUUGGUAGUUAUCCUGGCUUUAUUCUUCUAUGUUGGCAUUUUAACACUAUUGAUAACCCUAUAUUCGAAGCGCAAUAAGUAUAAAUUGUUUGACAUUUUACUGUCCAAUUUAUUAGCAGGGUAUAAACAAGGCAGGGAAAUCUUCGAAUUUAUAUUUAUCUUGAAAAAUAUCAUUUUGGUAUUACUAAUAACUUUCAAUAUACACUACGAAUUUUAUUAUGUCAUCCUAGUCACAGUCAUAUUAACAACUUUCUCCAUUCUGGAGAUUUAUUCUAACCCCUUUGAUGGAAGAUCCUUCAACAUCCUCAACAUAUCUUUGUGCCUUGGGAAUGCCUUAAACAUUUUCGUUGCCCUAACCAUUUGGGGCAGUUUCUACUGGAACUAUGAGAAGUUUUUUUUUAUCCCUAUUCUGAUUAUCCUCUUUUACCACCUCUACAUGCUCCACAAAGUGAUCCGAGAAAUUAUCCUAUCUAGACAUUUUAUACACACAGAAAAUUUUAUAAGUAUAAAAACAGCUGUAUAUGGGGAAAAUAACAUUAAACAUAAUAACUAUAAAUUGUACUACAAAGUUAUGAAUAAAAUCAAAUUUUUCUUAAAUAAAAAUCAAAAGAAAAAUAUAUCCAAACAGACUCCAAAUAAUGAUGGUCCAAAUAAAAUCAACAGAAUAUCAAAGGAAAAUAUAAAAUUUGAACCCAUAGAAAAUAUCAUAAAAAGGUAUAACAUCAACUUAAAUGACAAUUUAUCCAAAGCACAGGGUGUAAACCAUAAUGAGGAAGUGGAAAAGAAGAAAAAGGAAAUGUUCUGCAUAAAAAAAAAUCCCCUACCGGUAAAUAUCCACAACGUAGCGCUCAUAUGGUAUGAUGAACAAAAUGAAGAUUUGCUAUUUCAAAUGCCUUUUGAAAACAAAUUUUGCCUAGACUUAAAUGGGGAUAAAGCUAAAAAUAACAAGAAGAAAUUCUUUUCCUUCUUUCCAAAUUAUGCAAGAGAUAAACGAAGAAAAAAAAAUAUUAAAUAUUUUGUAUCAGCCAUAAUAGAAAUUAUCGACAAAUUCUUGUGCGCAUCUAGGAUUGGUUCGAUCUACGAAAAUUGGUUUGACUUUUCCAUGAGGUUUGCCUUUGUCUACAUAUCAUGGAUUAAAAAAAUUAAUAAAAUCAAUGUUGUCCUUCCACAAAAUAUGGAUCAGUUAAAAAUGAACAUAGACCAGUACAUGUUCUUUCCUCUAUUUCAUAAAUGUGAACUCAUCAAUCAGGAAAGAACCAAGUUCAACGUCUCUGCGAACACCCCCGGGGACCAACCCGAAAACAGUGCGCCCAUCGAAGCGUUGGAAAAGAAACACAGCUUUGAAAACACAGAAAUAAAAAUUAGUCGCAGCUAUGGAUCGUAUAACCAUAUGGGAAGCUUAAAAAAUAGGAAGCACGCGCAUGAGAGAAAUAACCAUGUCAUGAAUGACAACUACUCGGAUGAUGCAACAUCUGAUAAAGAUGCACCCUCAAAGGGCAAAAAUGAAACCAGGAAAAGCAAAAUGUUUAACGAAAGCACAUUCAACAUGCUCAUCUCCCUAUUCGAAUUGUACAUAGCUAUGAAAACGUUAAAGACAAUGGAUAUGCAAAGUUUUACCAAACUGUAUCAACUUUAUAACGAAAAAUUCAUACGAUUUGAAAAAAGUCUUGUCUUCUACAUAAAUAAACUGAGGGAUGAAAUAAAACUAGAAACAGAAGAAAUCGAUAAUGAAAUAAAAACAGGCGAUACUGCAGAAAAAAUAAGAGUGAAAAAUUAUUACUUCUAUAAGGAAGAAUUAAAUAAAAGAAAAAAACUUGAGCAAGAAUUAAUGUCAAAAAUUGAAUGCCUACAAGACUGUAUAGAAGUAAACGAAAAGUCGCAGUCGUUAAGAAAUAUAUUGAAAAAUUCUCGGACGAGCAAACUAUCCGAUGGAAACGUGGAUGAAGAUAUUCAUUACAUCUUCUCCGUUUUGCAAAAUGAAGGCACUUACAAAUUGGACCAUUCGAAGACGAAGGAACCAAAGGAGUGA